Messenger RNA from Guillardia theta CCMP2712, 843 nucleotides. RefSeq lists its product as hypothetical. NCBI's taxonomy places the organism in Eukaryota, Cryptophyceae, Pyrenomonadales, Geminigeraceae. Gene Ontology annotation, molecular function: hydro-lyase activity. The record is from RefSeq and is a predicted model, not a curated record. Gene Ontology annotation, cellular component: mitochondrion. Bases 1 to 843 code for a protein of 280 amino acids. The transcript is spliced from 6 exons.
AUGCUGGCUCGACAGGGGUUCGGGAGAGUAGCCAGGGAGCUGGGGAGGAGGAGGAUGAGCACUGGGGAGGAGAAGAUCCUGAGCGAGGUGAAGGAAGGAGUUGCCUUCCUCACCCUCAACGACAACAGCAAGAGGAACGCCCUCUCCUUCAGCCUCAUGACGGAGCUCCGAGACAAGAUCCAGUCCUUCGAAGAGGACCGCAGCGUGAAGGUAGCGGUCCUGCGGCACGCGGGGAAGGUCUUCAGCAGCGGGCAUGACCUCAAAGAGCUCUCCAUGCUGCAGAAGACUGUCGGGAGCACAGAGAAAGUCUUUGCAGCAUGCUCGGACCUCAUGUUAGCGAUACGCAAGGUGAGGUAUCCUGUGAUCGCCGAGGUCAGCGGACUAGCAACAGCGGGUGGCUGUCAGCUGGUUGCAGCGUGUGACCUGGCGGUUGCGUCCGAGGAAGCAACAUUUUCAACCCCGGGUGUCAAGAUUGGGCUCUUCUGCACAACUCCAGGAGUUGCCAUCGCGCGCUCUAUGCACGCCAAGCAUGCCAUGUCGAUGCUGCUCACCGGCGACAUGCUCACGGCAGAGCAGGCGUUGUCUUACGGUCUAGUGAACCAAGUGACCACCCCGCAUGCCCUGCAAGCGACGACAGAAAGUCUGGCGAUGAAGAUCGCUGCGGCUCCUUCCGAGACCAUCUCCAUCGGCAAGGCAGCGUUCUACAAGCAAGCAAGUAUGGAAGACCUUGUGGCAGCAUAUGAGUACGGCAAGGGCGUGAUGGUCAACAACAUGAAGAUAGCGGACGCCGAAGAAGGAAUCGGAGCUUUCAUUGAAAAGAGAAAACCAGUUUGGAAAACAUAA